UUUGCCGGCUCAGACCAGGAGACUCGCGAUAUCCUGGAAUCGAGCUCUCAUCAGUGGUCAUUCCAACCUGGGCUUUUUUUUCACCGAAACCCUUCCCCUUAUCACACGGCUCUCGAUGCGCAGGUCCAGAUCAUUCGGGCCUACUUGCAUGCUAAGGGCGAUGACGCUUAGUCUCGCAUGAAGCAGCGGCUUGCUUGCCUGGUACUUGUUGAGCUCCGUGAUCUCAUCGGUCGACCCUCCGUGGAGACCACCGCCGCAAUCUUGUGCAGCACAGGUAUCUUGGCGGCAUCGUUCGAUCAUGCGGUCAAGACCACCUCGACUAUGAUCGACGCGGGGCACCGAUAUAUCAAUAUGGAGAAAAAUAUAGCACGUGGACUCGCUCUAGUUGUUGGUACAAAUCUGCGAGAGUAUUGUUGGAUCAAGUAUAAAAGUGGUCCUGUAUUUGACGCGAUCAAGACGCGUCUCCAGCAAGAUGAUAUCGCUGCUUUGGCCCUGACAUACCAUUAUCUUCAGGAGAGGAUCACCCGCGCUGAAAUCGACCGGCUCUACCAAAGUUUUGUGGCUCAAGAUACAGCAUGGCCCCAAACUGAAAUGCUGCUUUCACCUCUGCCACUGUUUCACGAGGGAGCAAGGGAUCUUUUCGGCUAGCGCUAUCAUCCGAGCAGUUCUGGCGCAGCUGGUGCAAUACAGGACAUGGGACCGUCAUGACCGUUGGCCCACUUCGUCAAUGUUAACUCAGCGCCAGCUAAACUAGAC
Baudoinia panamericana UAMH 10762 is the source of this 756-nucleotide messenger RNA. RefSeq lists its product as uncharacterized. Lineage: Eukaryota; Fungi; Ascomycota; Dothideomycetes; Mycosphaerellales; Teratosphaeriaceae. The transcript has 2 exons. The record is from RefSeq and is a predicted model, not a curated record. The coding region runs from base 178 to 648 and encodes 156 amino acids.